Paramormyrops kingsleyae is the source of this 1099-nucleotide messenger RNA. Lineage: Eukaryota; Metazoa; Chordata; Actinopteri; Osteoglossiformes; Mormyridae. The record is from RefSeq and is a predicted model, not a curated record.
GCAUUUUUUUGCUGCACCACGGGAAAAUGAAAUAUCACUGGAGCACAAAUUCCGACUCUGCUACUGAAAAACAACAACUUCUAUGCGAUAUGUCAUGUGGCCGUAAAGUUACGUUUGUAUCCAGCACAGAAUCACCGAAAGCAGUGAACCCGGAGUCCGGUAACUGGCGCUUAAGGCACAGUGUGGGAGCGGAAAAUAAAAUGCUGCCUGAGCGCGGACGCCCUUUCGCCGAUCGCAGCCGUGCAGAAGCGCCUGUUGAAGGCUUGCAUGCUCGCCCGGGAUGUGGGGACCAACGGCUCGUCAUGGGUCGAUCUGAAGGUGUGCAUAAGCAAAAGGGAAACGUGAAAACAGACGAGAACUGGGGACCCGGCGAGCGCAUGACUUGCGGGGAAAACCGUACCGGUUGUAUCAGAGAGGCCAGUCAUCGCUGCGCUGCCUUUCGCCAAAUGACUGCGCACAAUCCGUGCAACAUGAAUUGCGAUAACAAGGGAUCCGCAGCCCAGAGUUCCGCUGGUCGAAAUGUAGCUGAAACGGACACUGAUGGAGGCUCUAAAUGCCGUUUCACUUGGAACGGAGGGGGAAAGUUGAAAUUUAGUGCAUGGAGUUGGUGGGCGUUUGUCAUUUUCCAUACCCACGUGUUGAAAGCCCUCGCUGAAGGUCCUCAUGGCAUGGCUGAGAUUGGUUGCAGCAACAUCAGAGGGAUGCAGGGACUUAAACAUGAUGCGGUUGACAGAAGUCGAAGGAACCUCAGUGGAGGAAAAGCCACUGCAGAGAGCCUAUCCUGGAAAGAACAGAGGAUGUACAGGAAAGUGCAGAGGAUGAAAUCUAAUAUUGUGUAGAACUUCCUUCAGGGACCCUCGGGGAUCUUGGGAACUUGUAUUCAGUUCAUGGAAUUAGCUUUUGUUGGAAAAAUUGUUGAAGGCUCAGGAGGACUGUGAUUAGCUAUUGUGGUUUGUAAUCUCUAAGCCUUUACAAUAGAUAAAAGGACUCACAAGCUAAACCCUUUGAUGGCUAGUGUGAGCUUCAUGACCCCUAUAAUGUAAGUCUGUUUGCAACGGAUGUGUUAUUUAACAUGCAUGGCAACUAAUUUUCAGUGAUU